AAGAUGGCGGACGGGGACAGUGGAAGUGAGCGCGGAGGAAGCAGCGGCGGUGGCGGCGGAGGAGGAGGAGGGGGUGGCGGCGGAGGUGGUAGCGGUGGCGGCGGCGGCGGCGGCUUCGGGCAUUACCAGCGGGAGCCCGAGACGCAGGAGCUGGCUUCGAAGCGGCUGGACAUUCAAAACAAACGCUUCUACCUUGACGUGAAGCAAAACGCCAAAGGCCGGUUCAUUAAAAUCGCCGAGGUCGGCGCCGGGGGCUCCAAGAGUCGGCUGACGCUGUCCAUGUCGGUGGCGGCCGAGUUCCGCGACUACCUCGGGGAUUUCAUCGAGCACUACGCCCAGCUGGGGCCUAGCACUCCGGAGCAGAUCGCCCAGUCGGCGGGCGGCGAUGACAGCGGGCCUCGGCGGGCUUUGAAGAGCGAGUUCUUGGUGAGAGAGAAUCGCAAAUACUACCUCGACCUAAAGGAGAACCAGCGGGGUCGCUUCCUCCGCAUCCGCCAGACGGUCAACCGAGGCCCGGGCUUCUCGGUCGGCGCGGGGGGCAUCCCCGGCAUGCAGGCCGGCCAGACCAUCGCCUUGCCGGCCCAGGGCUUGAUAGAGUUCCGCGACGCCUUGGCCAAGUUGAUCGACGACUACGGCGGCGACGACGACGAGCUGACCGCCGGCGUCGGCGCGGGAGGGGCGGUGGGCUACGGCGACCUCCCGGAGGGCACCUCCAUCAUGGUGGACUCCAAGCGUUUCUUCUUCGACGUGGGCUCCAACAAGUACGGCGUGUUCUUGCGGGUGAGCGAGGUGAAGCCCAGCUACAGGAACUCAAUCACGAUACCCUUCAAGGCCUGGGCCAAGUUCGGCGGAGCGUUCAGCCGCUACGCCGAGGAGAUGAAGGAGAUCCAGGAGCGCCACCGGGACAAGGGCUUCGAGCGCCGGGCCCCGGCGGAGGAGUCCGAGGGCGACGACGUGGACGACGAUUGA
Messenger RNA from Nerophis lumbriciformis (worm pipefish), 969 nucleotides. The record is from RefSeq and is a predicted model, not a curated record. Lineage: Eukaryota; Metazoa; Chordata; Actinopteri; Syngnathiformes; Syngnathidae.